Cephus cinctus (wheat stem sawfly) is the source of this 5696-nucleotide messenger RNA. It is a transcript of the gene trbd, whose product is annotated as ubiquitin thioesterase trabid. Gene Ontology annotation, biological process: protein K29-linked deubiquitination; protein deubiquitination involved in ubiquitin-dependent protein catabolic process; cell migration. Gene Ontology annotation, cellular component: nucleus; cytoplasm. Gene Ontology annotation, molecular function: K63-linked polyubiquitin modification-dependent protein binding; cysteine-type deubiquitinase activity. The transcript has 9 exons. Bases 719 to 2887 code for a protein of 722 amino acids. Lineage: Eukaryota; Metazoa; Arthropoda; Insecta; Hymenoptera; Cephidae. The record is from RefSeq and is a predicted model, not a curated record.
CCUACUUUCUCAACGAGUCUGCAGCUUUUGAUAUGAGCGAAGGAAAUACCAUGACGGCGAGCUCGUAGAACUGCGUGAGGAGAGACGCAGAGAGCCAGAAGAGAGGAAGAGUGUGUUUCUCUUUUCUAAGCAGUGAGGAGAAUGGGGUGCUGGCCAUAGUGGUGCAACGUCCUCGCUCCUGUCUCUCUUUCUCUACCCGAUUUCACGAAUCCCAACUCAGAGAUUCGCGCUUCAAUGGAGCUUGCCUGCGCGUGACAGCAGCUUUUGGGACACCGGCCUCGUCUUUUGCCAGGUAGCCCAUCUUCCUCGACGUAUUGGACACGCUCGCCGAACUCCAUCUAUCACUACCUUAUUUUCACAUCACAUUCUACCUUAUCAGGGUGAAUACACUCAAGACAUUGACAAUUGCUUACAUCAAUACCUCUGAAGCAGCUUCUAGUAUAUCGAUCUUCAUUAAAAUGCCUGGCACAUGACACAAACCCCAUAAAAAAACAGGCAUAGGACUGAAAUUCAUACCACGCUGAACAGACUUUGGCACUGAUAACUCAGCAUAUGACAAACAAACAUCACCCACGAUUGAAAAUACAAGAGAUCACUUAACGCGUUGGAAAGUAACAUUUUCCAAGCGUUCAAAAGAUAGUUAAUCCUGAUAAAAACUACUACACAUAGCGAGUAGCAGAAGCAAUACCGCUCUUUUCUAGAGGGCGAGUUGGUGAAAAUGAGUAGCCGGUGUGAAGAGACAGAGGCAAAAUGGACCUGUGAAUAUUGCACGUACGAAAAUUUUCCGUCGUCCCUGAAAUGUACAAUGUGUCGAGGUGCAAAGCCUUUACUAGGUGAAGACAUAUACCGUUUGCGGGAUCCUAGUCCGCAGAGGUCAGGCUCUAAUGUGGCAUCCGGACCAGCACCAAACAUAAGUCACUCAACCGACUCGUACAAUCUCUGCCCCCAGAAUUACAGUCAGAAUUUACCAUCAGGUGGAAAAUGGUCCUGUGAAAUGUGCACGUAUCUUAAUUACCAGAACACAACACGUUGCGGACAGUGUGAUAACCGAAAAACGACAAAUAACGUUCAGUCGAUACACUCCAUAGCUUCCAAUUUACACGAGCAGCUAGCUCCCCUCCGAUUGGGUGAUCCUCCGCCUAAUUCAGGAUCAAAUUCCCAGUUAAAUCCGUCACCGAUCAAUCUACAUCCAGAACGGUAUUUGAACGCGCAACAGAAUGUACAUCCAGACAAGUGGUCCUGCCUUAUGUGUACUUAUGAGAAUUGGCCGAAGGCUACAAAAUGUAUUAUGUGUGGACAUCAGAAGGAAAAAGACAGGAGGGAGAAAUCCACUACGAAUAUAGGUCUCAUCUUACCGAGUCCCGAAAGGGAUCACAGCCAACGUGGCUUGCCAUCACCGCCUCAUACACCCUAUAUUCAUCAAGCGCAACGAGAUGAGAACUUGGCGAUAGCCAGAAGGAGUUCUCAUAGGUUCGACAGUCGAAAUGACAGUUUGCCUGCUCCGCAAUCUCCCAAUAACUGUGACUACGAGCGUAGGCUGAAACAGCUAAGACGCCACACCGACUGGUGCUGGUUAAACGCAUGUCUUGGCAUUGUUGAAGGCGAUAAUGCGCCUGUCGAGGCGUAUUUGGCAAGUGGCGGAGAUCCAGCUCGUCAGUUGACGCAUUCCGAGAUUCUACUACUAAAUAGAAGCAGCGCUUUUGACGUGGGGCAUACCCUAGUUCAUUUGGCGAUCAGGUUUCAGCGUGAAGACAUUUUAGCGACGCUCUUGUCGCAAAUUGAGGGUUCUGGCUCAGGGGUGAAAAGAGUUCCAAGCUAUGUGGCUCCCGACUUGGCGGCACAGAUACGUAGACACGUCACAAAUAGUAUCCGUUUGCGCAAAGGUUCCCUACCUUGUUACUUCGUUACGGACAUGGCGACCUUUGCUCUACCAGCUGAGGUGGAAGAUCUUCCAAGCAUCGUACAGGAGCAAAUGCUGGAGGAACUUCUGGACAAAGAGGCUCAACAGCAGCUGGAAGGUGGAGGUGGUGAACCUCCAGCGUUGAAUUGGUCUUUGGAAGUAACAGAACGAUUAGGUAGUCGUCUACAUGCUCUCUGGAAUCGAUCUGCUGGGGAUUGUCUUCUGGAUUCUGCGAUGCAAGCCACGUGGGGUGUCUUCGAUAGAGAUAAUGCAUUACGCAGAGCUCUUGCAGAUUCAUUACAACAAGCAGGCCAGUUCUUUUAUCAACGCUGGCGGGAGUAUGAGGCGUCCCAAGCUUCGAGGAUGCUAGACUUCACUUUAGAGGAGACUCAGUGGCAAGAGGAUUGGGAGAGUCUAUUGGCCACUGCAGCGCAGCCAGGAAGUGCUCUUGAACAGUUACAUGUUUUUGCGUUAGCUCACAUUCUAAGGAGGCCAAUAAUCGUCUACGGGGUAAAAUAUGUAAAGAGCUUCCGGGGCGAGGAUAUAGGAUAUGCGAGGUUCGAGGGAGUUUAUUUACCGUUAUUAUGGGAACUGUCAUUCUGUAUUCGCUCGCCAAUUGCUUUGGGAUACACGCGUGGUCAUUUCACCGCUCUGGUGCCUAUCGAGCCAUACGCAUCGUCCAGGAUUCCGCCUCUGGCGACACAUGGAGGCGUCGGUGUUGGCGGAGGCGGUAGUCCCAUGCAACAGAUGCAAAUGCAGAUGCAAACUACCUUCAUGCCUUUAAUGGACCGUGAUCGCAAACUACUACCAAUACAUUUUUUAAGUCCUGAAGAAGUGGGCCGCGAAGAAGUCAUCCUAAAGCAAUGGCUCGACGUGUGCACUACCGAGGGCGGUAUCCUCGUCGCGCAACAAAAACUACACAAGAGACCUCUUCUAGUGGCGCAAAUGAUAGAGGAAUGGCUCAAUCACUAUAGACGCCUCGCGUAAACAGACAAAUAAUGCACCAUUCUCAAGACCAGCAACUCUUCAAGAUUAUAGCAGUGAUGGCGACACUGAGGACGAGUAACGUAGAGCAGCCGUUGCCCCCGAGUUAAACGAAGCGUCGGAAUGGGUUUAACAUCGGUAAAAACAUCUCUAUUUGCAUCUGUUUCUUCAGCGCAAGAUGGGUUUAGAAAAGAUGUGAUAACGCAGGAUCUGCGAUCCGCAGCUGCCGUAAGCGCGUUAGCGUUGGAUGCAAAACAGUCAGUAGUUCUAUGGAAACUCACGACUCGAGCGACAGGAAAUUAAAAAAUGAAAGAGAACGAAAGCAAAAAAAUAUCUGCGCACGCCGCACGCCGCGAGCACGGACUUUUAAACUUUUGAAACGUUACUCACGAUUACCGUGUCAUUCGAUACUCGAAUCCCUAUUGAUUCGCAUUAUUAGUUGUAUCGAAUAAUUACGAAUUAAUAUUACAUUAAUUUAUUAACUUAUUAUUCGAAUUGGCGUGUGUCGAACGUUCGCGAAAGGUUUCCUAUUUUGCUUUACUUAGUUUAGUCCAAGUAUUUUUUUGUCUGUUCUUCUUAUUUGCCGAUUAUCGGCAUCUAUCGGGCUUAUAUGCAAACGACAUUCGAUCGAUGGUGAAAAACAUAACUUUCCUUUUUAUUCGUUACGAGGUAUCUCGUCGAAUUCUAGACGUUUUCUUUUGUUAUUAUUAUUAAAGAGACAAGCAAAUAGCAAUAUCAGUAUCGCGUGGUGCCUACCGUCCCAAAUGAAAAAAAAAAAAGGAAAAACAACAAAAAUAGGACAUCACUAUACGAACCCUGCACAUUGAUGUCAUUUAUCCCAAAAUCCACGUUACUAACUGUAUCCAUAUAUAUAUUGUGUUAUGUGGGAAAGUGAAUGGCGAGGGGUGCUUGGAGGCAACUGGAGGGGAAAAUACAAUCCACGCGAAUGUCCGCCAAUGGAUCCCAUCGCUUGAACAAAAAAAAAAUUAUUCUCGGUGAUAAAUUCCAUGGUUUAACCAUGUUAAAGUGCUCCAUACCAAAUUACCAUAGAGUAAUGAGUUGCUGAUACAACACACGUUACCACCUAUGGUCAUUGUAGUAAUUCGUACUUUUUACAUAGAGCGCGAUAAAGUAACGACUCGCCUAUGUCUCGCUGUAAAAUAUUAGAUGGUUAAAGAAAAACGAGGGAAGAUAAAAGAUAUAUAUAUGAAUCUGAUUAAAAAAAAAAUAUAUUUUCUUUCCAAUUACGUCGUAGUCGAAUUAAAGAGAAAUAAUAUAGGGGAUUCUCAUUGCCCAUUCUGAAGGAACGUCUGCUUUAUUUAGGGCGGUAGAGGUCAAUUGUGCUCGGGUCACUUGGUAAAGUACGGAGUUCCAGUUCGUUCCAUUUUUUUCAUACAAGCGAAAAGUAACUCGAUCAUUAUAUGGACGUCUGGGGGCUGCGGGAGUAUUGAGUGAGUGAGAGAGACAGAGAAUGAAAGAGAUAGAGAUAGAGAAAACGGUGAAGAGCGAUGUCAAGGAUGAAAAAGGAAUAAUUAGUCUGUGAAUUACCAGCGAAGAGAGGAUGGCAAAUUUUCCUAUAAGGUUUUUGUGAAUUGCGGGGAUCUGUGAACGUAGCUUUAUUUAAUAACACAGGUUCAUGGAGAAAAAAAAGUCAUCACUUAUCUCUACGAUUUUCAUCAAUCUACGACACCAAAGGAAUGUUUCUUAGUUACUCAAGAAGCACGAACGACAUAAGGAUCUGUACUUUACUGUAGGCGAAAGGUCAAGAAAAAAGAAAUGGACCACAAUAUUUUCUUCUUGUUGUUAGUCUGAGCAAAUAUAAUUGUCUCUUCUGCGCUGCGAACUGAUGAAUUGGAAAGGACGAACGGUAUUCGUAAUCGCUCGGGUCGAAACGAAGAAGAAAAAGACAAUAUAGGAAGCAAGGAAAGAUAGAGAGAAAGAUAUAAAAAAAAAGGAUUAAAAAGAAAUGAUUAACCCUAAUCAAAAAAGUACAAAAAAUGUAAUGACGAAUCCGUUUGUUUACUCGUGUCCGCUUGUUUCACUCUCCGUUUCUACGAAUUCCGCAUUUUAGCCUCUAGUCCCUUAGCACACUGUCGUUUCUUCAAUCACGCAGAUGUGAUCUUAACUUUGUAAUUUUUAUUGAUAAAUGAACAAAAUAAGAAGGAAACACGUUGAUAAGGUGGCUCGCCCAAUAUUCACAGCCAUGGACAACGUACAAGUCAAUUUUGAAAUGCCCCACGACGAUGCGUCGUGUUUGGCACGACAACCGGGACACGGUUAAUCGGAAAAGGGAAUAGGGCUGAUAAGAGUGAGAAGACGUUUUCUCAUGCCGACAACGAUAACCGAGACGUUCGAUUUUCUGGCGGGCAGCUAAAUACGAGAUUGGGAAUAUUUAUAUAACAAACGUGGGAUCUCGACUAUUCUUAGGUUAAGAUUAGGUAUCGUCGAGCGUACCUGGUCACGGCGUUUCAUCGAGGGCAGCGGAAUUAACGAGUGAAAGUGUCGAUGAGAAAGAGAUAGACAAAAAGGGAAAGGAAAUACUGAAUUAUUUACGAAAAUCGAAGCUCUCGAAGUUUUGUCCGAUUAAAUAAGUGUUUCUCGCACGUUGCCACACUUUUUCCUCGGCAGGUGAUAAACGAAGAAGUUUUAAGAAAUUAAUUGAAACAAAUAGAAGUCUAUAUUAAUAUAGAAUAUAUGAAAUGGAGUAUAUUGAAUAAUAUAUCGAUGUACAAUAAUUCUAAAUAAUGAUUGAUUAAUCAUUCAUUAUUAUCAUUAUUAUUAUUAUUAUUAUUAUUAUUAUUAUUAUUAUUAU